This is a messenger RNA of Lodderomyces margitis, 1995 nucleotides long. It is a transcript of the gene ZCF19, whose product is annotated as Zcf19p. Bases 1 to 1995 code for a protein of 664 amino acids. Gene Ontology annotation, cellular component: nucleus. Gene Ontology annotation, molecular function: transcription cis-regulatory region binding; zinc ion binding; DNA-binding transcription factor activity, RNA polymerase II-specific. Gene Ontology annotation, biological process: regulation of DNA-templated transcription. The transcript has a single exon. The record is from RefSeq and is a predicted model, not a curated record. Lineage: Eukaryota; Fungi; Ascomycota; Pichiomycetes; Serinales; Debaryomycetaceae.
AUGAAUGACGUUGUUCCACCUAGUGUGGGGAUAGGCUCUGCUGUGCCUACCCAAUCAGAAACAGCAGUUGAUCUGAAUCGUCAACAGAAAAAGAAGCGAAAAGUGACAGAUUCAGCCCACGAGAAUAGGAAAUUAGCCCAAGCAUCUAGAACUCUACAAGCGUGUCAAUUAUGCCGCAAACAAAAAACGCGUUGUUUUAGAUCACCUGAAUGUCCUACUUCCUGUUUGCGCUGUCGUUUUCUUAGUAAGACUUGUUCGUUCCAAUUGGAAGAAGCGGGGGGAGCACCUGCAGCAGCACUACCACUGAAUAAUGAUGGAAAUAUUCAAAAUGAUCCAAAAGUUGGCUUGAUCUUGGAUAGAGUUAAUGAAUUGUUGAAUAUAGUGAAAAAUGGUCGGGUUGGGACUGAAGCUAGUGGUGGGGAACAUCUAAUAAAUAGUGAUGCUCGGUUGUUGUUGGAGACCGCCAGUUCAAUGCAAAACCAUCAUCUGAUCAACUCGAAUUCAAUGUUGAAUGUAGAAAUUUUGGAACAAACUACUCCCGAAUUUCAAAGAGCUUCACAAAGUUUAGUGACAUCGCCAUUUGCCAUGAUCAGGAAUCGAAUGAUGCAGGCAAAUUGUCCAGCUCCUAUUCAAAACUUGUAUCAAUCAAACAACGAUGCGGUACUCGAUAGACCAAGAAAUAUAAUUGAGUUGGGAAUCAUGAGUGAAAAAGAAGUAGUUGACGUUGUUGGCAAUUUCAGACGAAACUAUGGCCGUUGGGUAUCAUUCCCCAAUACUUUAUCAACUGAGAAUUUAGUCAAAGACCUUCAACUUAAAUCGCCACUACUUUUAACCACCUGCUGUUGUAUAAGCUACCGGUACUCUGCAGACACAAGCCAGGAGAAUCGGCAGCGAAUUGUCCAAUUGGUCAAAGUUCUUAUUAAAGAACUCAAUCAUAAUUUCAUCAGGUUCACAUCCUUUACCAAUAAUGAUUUUGCCUUGGUGGAGUUUUUCCAAAGUCUAGUUGUAUUGAGCUUAUACGCUAUGUCGAUUUCGUCAGUGGUUGCCGGUAUAGAUCAUGGAGACCCCGAAUUGGUGGGGUUUAAUUUGGACCCUUGGCAAUUGUCUAGCAUUGGAAUCACCACAUUUCUCACCAAGUCGACUUUCCAAUUAUUCAAAACAAAGCAAAACAUUACUGAUGAUGGGUAUGAGACGUUAGCAUUGCUACGCAUAUACAAUCACUUGUGCUUAGUACAUCUCAUUAAUUGCAUCUUCUCAGGGAGGAUAUGCAUUUUGGAUGAGGCUAGAGUGCGUUAUUGCACAUCGGCAUUGACAUUGUUUAAUGCGACAAACUUUGAUGGGCGUAUGGUGGCAGAAAUCAAUAUUCUCCAUGUAACUUACAAGUACCUCCAGCAGAAUGACGAGGUCAAUGCCCCUCAAAGCUUGUACGAUUUCCAUUUCAAUGAAGUUGUCAGGGAAGUGCAAACAUGGUUUCAAAACUGGGAGUAUUUGAUCCAACAACCGGCAUUGCAAUUUGCUGAAUUUAACUAUCAUUUUUGCUCCCUAUUGAUCUAUGUUGCUUAUAGCUUCCAAAAGUUAGGAGAUGGUGGUGGCUUGGAUAUAUUUCUACAACAGGAUGUAUUGGAUCUGAUCUUAAAACAGUGUCUGUCACAAAACCUACUCAUGAUGUAUCAGCAUGCAAGAGAUAUACUCAACCACGUUAGGCAAAUCACCAGUGAAUCAUAUUUCGCCUAUUUGUCGGACCAAAUUCAUUUUUGCUUCUACUUUAGCGGUGUGCUCCUAUCUAGAAUCUUGCAUGUUGCAAUCACCAAUAAUCUAACCCAUAUGGAAGAGUUUAAAGAUAUCAAGACCAAGAGGGGGAUUUCGCGACAACUACAGCCUAUUGUCAAUUUGACUAAAAAGAUUGACGGAUUUUUGUCAACUUCUGAUCCAGUUAUACUUGCCAAGUACAAUGUAGGCUUGAAACAUUGCAUUGAUGAGGUGUUGAAUGCUUGA